CCUAGCUGGGAGCAAACUAAGCUCCCAGAAACUACAAGGAAUCUACAGUUAAAUGUAGAAGUUGAAAGAACUAGAGGACAGGACCUUCAUUAUAACACUCCUGCCCUUGACAGAGCAUUACAAGAAGAGAAAGAUGAACACUUCUCCACAGCACAGGAUACUAUGAGUAUAUUAGAAACAACAAUAGAAGCAACAAUGCAUAGUGGAAAAAUUCCCAUGGCUGAGAAUGAAAUCAAGUUUUUACCAGAAAAUCUGUACCUCAACACAAACAAACAAAUUGAUGCUGCAUAUACACAGAACCAAUCUGGAUCAUCAGAAAUGGAUACAGAACCUACAGAAUCAGAGGCCUCAGAGCAAAGUCACAAGGAUGAUAAUAUAGAAACAAAACUGAUAGAAGAUAACAAGUGCUUAGUGGAGAAAGGGAAAUGGUCAGAAGACACAAAACCGAAAAUGAAAUUAAGCCUCAAUUUUUUACAAAAUUAUGACAUGCUUCAAGCAAGUGCUCAUAAUAAUACAUGCUUGGUCUAUUACUGCUUAAAAUUUGCAAAUAUUGAACAUGAACUUACAUUCGAAGAAGUAAGAAGAAAAAUGGAAGAGAUAGAAACAGAUAUGAAGGUUGACUUACCAAAAUUCCCAGAAGGGAUUCCACAAAAGGGGCAUAAUAUUUUACCUUUUGAACUUUUAAUUACGGAUAGAAGACUCACAAAGCAUCUAUACAAGCUUUGA
This is a messenger RNA of Dentiscutata erythropus, 726 nucleotides long. The record is from the annotation of a GenBank genome assembly. NCBI's taxonomy places the organism in Eukaryota, Fungi, Glomeromycota, Glomeromycetes, Diversisporales, Gigasporaceae.